AUGACCAAGACUUCUCGUGGUAGCGGCAAGGCCAAAGAGGCCACCAAGGUGUCCAAGAAAUCCAAGCACGUGAAAGAAGACAAAGUCAAAGGGAACAAGAAGAAAGACAAAGAGGCAGAGGAUGAAACUCAACCCGAAGCCGAGAAAAGAACAACUUCAACCACCAAGUCCACCAAAGACACUCCUGCGAGAGUCUCUCUGGGCCGAAACAAAAAGUCUCCAAAACUUUCUCAAGACGACAGCCUUGACUUUGUUGAAGAGGAAGAACCAGGAAAGGACUCGGCAAUCAAGACCAAAGCUGCUGCUCGCAAGAAAGCCGACAAUCCAAACGAUAAACAAGCCGCAAAAAGCAACGGCAAGGAAAUGUCUUCGGAUGAGGAAGAAGCUUCCAAAACUGAUGAAACUUCUGAAAAAUCGAGAGAGGAUGACGAUGUGGCAGCAUGCUGCAUGUGUCACUGCGCUUUGGACUACAGCGACCGUGCGGCUUUCUUUGAAGCCGACCGACUCAAGGAGGUAGAAGAACACGAAAACAACAAUGCCUCGGAUGAAAGCAACAAACCACUCUACUUUCAGCCAACCGACCCAUACGUCCCAAAAUCGCUUUUCGACCCUGCCAAUGCUUUGGUCUAUUGCGAAGGCGGCUGCAAUAGACUCUUCCAUCAAAAGUGCCACUUUGUACCUGUCAUGGUACUGCCUCGAGGGAAGUGGAUCUGUCUGGUGUGCUCCACGACUUCCAAGCUGAUCAAGAACAGAAACAAAAAGAAAAAAGAAAAAGCCAAUACCGCUCCCUUUACCAAAAGGCAGUUGAGACGAAUGUUUCAGACUCCAUUUCCACCGGCAAAGUUGCAACUGAUCAUGUCCACGGACGAAAAGGUGUUUCACACCAAGGCCGAAAAGCAAUGGGAAAUUGCCACUGGCCAUGAAAAGGCAUUGUUGUGGAACCGGACUCUCACACAGAUCAUCCCCAACUGGAUUCAAUCGCAAAUGAGCAACUUCUCGCAGGCCCAGACUGCUCUAGAAACGCUCACACGGACAAAGCAAAAUCGACAACACUUUCUGGAAAACAAAGCCAGCAAACGAGGCAGUCAAGAGUUGGCGCAGACUUUGGUCAAGCUGGCGGGGGCAAAGUGGAAAAUGCGACAGAUGAUGAUGAAUUUGAAAGAGAUUCAGGUCAAUCCGGAACGACACAUUCAGUUGAUGCAUCAGUGGUGUCAACCACCAAUCAGUCCGAUGAACGGCAACAACAAUAAUGGCACGACUACUAAUAUCAUCGUGAAGAGUGAUGGCAAUGCCCUACCAACAGCCACAACCGAAACGGAAGGGACGGCGUCAACCACAGCAACAACCACAGCAACUGACGCAGUAGCAGCCACAGACGCGAAACCUCAAGCAACGGAGGUGAAACCUGAAGGAGCGGAAGCAGAAGCAGCAGCCAAAGACGAAGUAAAACCUGAAGCAGCAACAGAAGCUGAAGCUCAAGAACUGGAGGCGAAACCUGAAGCAACCGAAGUAGCGGCAGGUACAGAACCAAAACCUGAAGCAACAAAUAAAGAUACAUCUGGAGCUGCCAAAUCAUCUUGCGAAAUACCAAAUACUAUCACAGCGCCAAAUUCGUCUACUGCAGAAGCAACUAUCGCGCGGCCUCCCCCCAAGAGUUUUGUGGAUCGUGUACUCUUUCCCUUUGGAAUGCACACGCCACGUUCGAUUCCACGCACACCGGAAAUGCUCGAGACCAAUGACGGCGAAGCGAGCAGCGACAAGGCAGCAUCGGACGGUGGCGGAAUUCCAAGCGAAAUCAAGGUAACCUCGCUCUCUUCGGAUGACAAAGAAUGCAAUGACGGUGCAAAACGUACAAAUGGCAAAUCCGGUUCAGCCAAGAAAAAGCAGGCUGCAACCACUAAGACCGCGAAAGCGAAGGCGGACGAUGAAAGUGAUAGUAGUGGGGUGUCGCUUGACGACUUGAAAUGCUGCAUAUGCUUGAUCGGCGAUGCAUCGGAUGAGAACGAUCUACUGAUGUGUGAUAUGCAGGGAUGUUUCCGUGCGUUCCACAUGGGAUGCCUCGAGCCACGAGUGACUCUGGACGAAGUCGAAAGCAAGAAGGACGAAGAUUGGUUCUGUCCGCUUUGCUCCAACAUUGCAAACUGCAUGCACAAAAUGCAGAGCUACUACAUGGGAGAGGAAUGGGAGCAGCGUCGUCGGGAACGCGCCUGUGCGGAAGCUAAGAAAGCAAAAGCGAAGAAUAAGGCUUCUCCAAAAGGGAAGAAAAAAGACGACAACCCGGAAAACCUUGUCAAACCUGCGGACAAUGAGGAUUCCAGUGACGAAGAUUCGUUGAAAUCUUGGGAUCAACCAGACGAUGUGUUCCCGGAAUCCAAGUGGGACUAUGAAACUGCUUUGCAGCUGAAGGCUGGAGAGCGAAACGAUGACACCGAUGCUCUGUUGCAGCAAGUCCUGGGAACAGGAGGAGGACAUGAAGAAGGGGGCGAAACUAAGUUGAUAGAUUACAUGUCAGACGGAACUGAUGAUGUGGAAUUGGAUGCUCAUUUUGACUUGGAAGCCUUCCACGAAGAAAGACAAAAGGAAUACGAAGAAAUGGAGGAGGAGGAGGAGGACAGCGAUGACGACAGCUCCCACUCGAGCAAAGCCACACUUGUAGACAUGUCAAGUGUGGAGCUGAAGAUCGGCAAGGAUGAGCUCAACGCCUUGGACGGUUCUGAUUCCUCUGAGUCCGAAGAAGAUAGUGAGAAAGGGGACGACGAUGAUGACGAGGCGUCUGGAGGGCGCCGCCGUCGAAGUCGCCGUCUUCGUAGCCGUAAAACCCCGGAGGAUGUCCCCAAGAAUGUCGGGGUUGAGUUUGACAUGGGCAACAUCGUUCAAGGAAAGCGCCGCCGUAAGCCCGUGGACUACCGCAAACUGAACGACACCUUGUUCGGUGACUUGAAUGAGAAGGAAAUCGCCAACAUUGACGAUAAGGAGGACUUCCAGGUCCCUAUGAAGAAAGUGACGCCCUCGAGCUCAUCUGGAGACGACGACAGCGACAGUGACAACGACAGUGAUGGCGAGGAUGACGCCAAUGACAGCAACGGCGAGAAUCAAGAGUCGGACGAAGAACAGCAGGACGACAAAUCGUCGGAAAAGAAGUCCAAUGACCAAAACGCUCGAAAGAAACGUAAGCGGGCGGCUUUGAAGGAGGACAGCGACGUUGAUUCGGGAAAUGAAGCCGAGAACGAUGACUCUUCCACUGAUUCUAAAACCGGCAAGAAGAAAAGAACUGCCAAGAAGGCCAAGAAAUCAACCAAGAAGAAGAGAAAGUCACCGCCCGCAACAAGCACAAAGGCGAACGGAUCAAAGAGUCCAAACGGACGCACCGGUAAAACUGUGAAAGCUAAGACAACAACAAAGACAAAGCGCUCGACAAAGGCUAACAUUGCUAAGGAAGCAGUUGAGGGCAAAGCAACAAAGAAGGGCGCGAAGAAGGCUGCCAAGGUCCCACAGAAAAAGAAAGGGGGGAAGGGGUCGAAGAAAACAAAGAACGAGUAG
Molecule: messenger RNA, 3540 nt
Organism: Seminavis robusta
Lineage: Eukaryota; Bacillariophyta; Bacillariophyceae; Naviculales; Naviculaceae
Source: the annotation of a GenBank genome assembly